UUCGAGCUCCAUUUCUUAUACUUGUAUCUCGGCUAAAUUACACAUUUGGUCACUCAAAUUACACAAAUAUUUCAUGUUUGCCACCCGAAUUAUUUUUCUUUCUUAUUCGCCACUAACGUUACGAAUUGUUUCACCGUUAGUCACUGGCCGUUAGUCUCCGUUAACUCCGUCAGUUUUUAAUGACGUGGCAAACGAAAUUGUUGACUGGACCGUUAACUUAAUGACAUGUCAAUUUAAAAUAAUAAUAAAAUAAUUAUCACCCAUCUCAAUUGCAAUUCCGUGGGUAUUAAUUAAUAAAUUAGUGAAACAAGAAAUGAAAAGAAGAUAAAAACAAAGUCAAAGAAAAUGUAGGCUACGAGAAUGUGAGACAUACAAAUCAUCAUUCUGGAUCCUCUGCUUCAAGAGAAGAGCACAUACAGAGAGGGCGGAUGUGGUUACGGGGACGAAGAUUAGGGUGGUGAGAGUGAGGGUUAUGGGGUUUGUAAAAUGACCGGGAUUUAUUGGGUUAAUAAGGCAGAUGGUUUGAUGGCGGCGGUUGGUGGCGAAACAAUGCCGGAGAUUGGACUUGGUGACCGGAAAACUUACCUUCAUCCACCUGGAAUGCCUGAAUCCCCAACAUCGGAAAUCCAGCUUGCAAAUAUUCUUGGUGUGAUUGAGGCCUGAGGGUCCACAAUCAAAAGAGGAAGUAGGGAUUUGGCUGAAUCUUCAUUCUUCAGAUCUCCUUCUUUGAUUUUCUCUAUGUAGAUGCCGUUAAGAAGUCCAUUCUCCUCUGCACAUGCACUCAUAUUCCCCCAUCUCCCGCCGCAUCGUUCAAGCUUUUCUCGAUUUUCUGGUAUCUUGUUCUACCGCGUGGGUGCGGCUUACGUCUCUACUGAGGACACCCAUGACGAGGAGAUUAAGCAGGAGAGGAGCAGCACUGAAAUCCGAUGAAGAGGUCUUCUACCGAUUUGGGGUUUUCUGGGAUUUCUUAAGGGAGCGCCAAGUGGAGGGAGCGGCGGCAAGGAGCCAUGAAAGGGAGCGGCGACGGCAGGAGAAGUCGAACGUAAAAGGGGAUGAGAAGGGGUAGGGUUUUAAUUUUGUUUUUCGUUUUAGCUCUUUAAAAAAUAAAAGAAAAUUAAAUUAUAGGUUUUGGUCAAUUGUGUUGGGUAAGGCCGACUAGGAGGUAAAUUUUGUUUUUUUAUAUUAUUUUAAAUUGACAUGUGAUUAAGUUAACGGUCCAGUGAUCAAUUCUGUUUGCCACGUCAUCAAAAAACUGACGGAGUUGACGGAGUGCAACAGAGACUAACGACCGGUGACUAACAGUGAAACGAUUCGUAAAGUUAGUGGCGAAUAAGAAAGAAAAGUAAUUCGGGUGGCAAACAUAAAAUAUUUGUGUAAUUUGAGUGACCAAACGUGUAAUUUAGCCAUUGUAUCUCUAUCAUUUAUCGUGUAAAUGAUGAAGAAAAUGGAACUCCUACAUCAAAACUAGCCACAACUCAUAACGUCAGGAAACCAGAAAUUCUGAAAACAUAUAAUCUCAAUUGAUACACUAAUUCAAACUAACAUUACCUGGCCCAACCACAACUCAGGUUAUCAGAAAACCAGAAGCUAUUGAAAACAUAAAAUUCCAAUGAACACACAAAUUCAAACUAACAUUACCCGGCCAACGGACGGACUUCAACCUAGUUAACAAUAUAUUACCUUAUCAUCACUGCGACGACCUUCCUUGAUUUGUGUCUUGCCGCAUAUGAAUAAUAUUCAGAAUAUAGC
Molecule: messenger RNA, 1749 nt
Organism: Linum trigynum
Lineage: Eukaryota; Viridiplantae; Streptophyta; Magnoliopsida; Malpighiales; Linaceae
Source: the annotation of a GenBank genome assembly